Messenger RNA from Suillus subaureus, 480 nucleotides. RefSeq lists its product as uncharacterized. The record is from RefSeq and is a predicted model, not a curated record. Bases 146 to 385 code for a protein of 79 amino acids. The transcript has 6 exons. NCBI's taxonomy places the organism in Eukaryota, Fungi, Basidiomycota, Agaricomycetes, Boletales, Suillaceae.
AGCAAGUCGGAGGCUACACUGUAAACGUGUUUAACAACGCCUUGCGUAUCCAACAGAUGCCAACAAGUGACCAAACUUGAACAAACCACCGCGGUUCUCGCAAAAAACCAUUCUUCUAUCAUCUAAUCGCUCUCUUCGAAAUAUAAUGGCGUACACGCGCCACAUUACUAUUCCUCUGGUCUUCUGGUGCAAUGCCGCCUUGCACCACGUACAGAAGUACAUAGAAUAUCCGGGCAUCGAAAUUGACAAUGCACACGUGUCGUCCUACGCAGGAGAGGUGGAGUUUAUGACACACUUAACGUGCAUGCACCACAAUGGUUGUAACGGGUUGGAACGACUGCAUUGUUCAGCUCCCUUCGAUUGUUCUCAUAAUUGCUCACAGUGAUCGAUCGAUCAGGCCUUGCGCGGCAUGCACCCAACUUGGCUUGCUGAAUUACACCACCGUGACGAAUUGAUGGCACACGUCUGCGGACUGCAGCA